AUGGAUUAUAGCGACGAAUUUGAAGAUAACAACCCAUUUGCUAGACCAGAGGAGGAAGAAUUUCCCAACACUGAGCUGCAAUUUGAAAGCCCGGUGUCACAAGAAUUACCUAAUGAAAAUGCCCAGCCGACAAACCAACAAGACCAACAGAACCAGCAAAACGAGGAUAGUCAGGACCUUAUAUCAAAAACCGAUUUACGAAAGUUAAUACCGGAGCGGUUUGCCCAAAAGUAUAGUCUACAUAUUAAACUUAUAUCUAUUGACAGGAACAAACCAGAAAACCCCAUUUUACGAAUGUCAGUUCGGGUGCAAGGACUUCCUAAAUUCAGACAAAAAGAAUACGAGGAUGUACGUCGGACAUUCAAUGAGGUAGUAAAAUUCAACAGGUACUUGGCUAUGUCAAAUUUAGAAGUAUUUGUUCCUGUAAUUCCCAGCUCAGUCACUUCUUACCCCACUGGUGGAGAGGAUGAAAGGAAACAGUUGAUGUUUGUAUGGCAGGAGUGGUUUGAUCGAAUCACUUCGAACCCAAUUCUUAUUCGAGACGAGGAGUUUGUGUUUUUUGUUGAGAGUGAUUUUGGAUACAGUGUUAUAAAUAGCAACAAGAAGUCUUCAGUUGCCAGUGGGUUGAUGAGAAAGACGUUGAAACAGUUUCCUGUUCCAUACGACCCUUUCCAAGAAUUGGCAGAGUUUAGACCAGUUAUAAAGAAUGCGUAUUUAACGUGCCAAAAAAUGCAUCGGUUGCUAGAUAAAAUUUCCAAGAGUGAAAAGCAAUUGUCGAUACAUGUGUAUGACAUGUCAAACAAGUUGACUGUCUUGUCACAAUUUGAAACGACCCAUCCGGGUAUGAAAAACAUGUGGGAGAAAUUGAGCAAGAUUGUUCAAGUGCAGUCGGAUCUUUUGCUUGUGGAGUCAAUUGGCGAAAUGGGUAUCUUGGGUGAUCCAAUUCAAUAUUUUGUCAAUGACUUUUACGAAAUUAAAGAGGCCCUAACUAACAGGUAUUUGAUUAUGCGUGAGUUGAUACAAGCAGAGGCGCAAACCAAUGCAAAGCAAGUUCAUGCUAAUAAAAUGAAAAAUAAAGCUUCCUUAGACCCUAUUAAGGUGGAUGAAGCGUUAAGGUCACUUGAAUAUGCUUCGAAAGUGCAAGAACUGCUCAACUUACAGAUUAAGAGGAUAUCGGGGGAAAUGUUGUAUGAAAAAGAUGAAGUUGUCGACUUUGUUGAAAAAAAGUUCAAGAGUCUACUCAAGGCUUAUACCCUUCACAAAAUAGACCACCAUCGUAAAAUCUUGAAAAAUUUGGAAGCUAUUCGUUUGGACGUUAGGAGCGUUGACGAAAGAGGUGGCUUGUCGCGCCUUAACCGUGACAACUUGGCUAGUAUUAAGCAUAAUUUGCUACAAUCUCAAGCCCCCUCUGGCGAUUCGUGGUCGUCGAGAACUUUCAGGUCGUUGGAGAAGGAGGAAGAGGCGAGACAACAGGGUAAGCCACAGACAUCUUCCUUGCAAGCAGCAUCAGUUGAUGCAAAAAACGCAGCUAGUUUAUUAGGAGUAGCAACGUUUUAG
Lodderomyces margitis is the source of this 1557-nucleotide messenger RNA. It is a transcript of the gene VPS17, whose product is annotated as retromer subunit. The transcript has a single exon. Gene Ontology annotation, biological process: intracellular protein transport; retrograde transport, endosome to Golgi. Gene Ontology annotation, molecular function: phosphatidylinositol-3-phosphate binding. Bases 1 to 1557 code for a protein of 518 amino acids. Gene Ontology annotation, cellular component: endosome; retromer, tubulation complex; retromer complex. The record is from RefSeq and is a predicted model, not a curated record. Lineage: Eukaryota; Fungi; Ascomycota; Pichiomycetes; Serinales; Debaryomycetaceae.